AUGCCGACGACGGUGGAGCGCAUCCAUGCGCUGAUGCAGCGAGGCCGCGGCCCUCUGUGGUGCUUCGGUUUCGUGGUGGGUCUAGCGACCGGCCUGGGCGCGCUUGCCUUUGCCAAACUACACAGGUACUGGGUCGCUACGUACUGGCGGCGCAAAGUCCUUCGUCGCGCCCCUCGGCGCCGUCCUACUGAGGAGCCAGGCUCCGACUUUAAGCCCAUCGAGCUUAAGCGCAGCGGCUCGAUUGUGCCGGGCAUCGAGGGGCUGAUCGGAAACACGCCACUGAUGCGCAUUGCAAGCCUGUCUGAUCUGACCGGCUGCGAGAUCCUCGGCAAGGCCGAGUAUCUCAAUCCGGGCGGCAGCCCGAAGGACCGCGUCGCUCUGCAGAUCAUCAACGAGGCAGAGUACAACGGUCUUCUCGUUCCCAAUACGGGCUCCUGGAUUUUCGAAGGCACCGUCGGGUCAACAGGCAUAUCUCUCGCGACGCUCGCUAAGGCCAAGGGGUACAAUUGCUGCAUCAUUGUGCCCGAUGAUGUCGCCGAAGAAAAGGCCAUGCUGCUUCGCAGCCUCGGCGCCGUCGUCCAGGCCGUCCGGCCCCGCGGAAUCGUCGAUCCACGUCAUUUUGUCAACGAAGCGAGAGCCCGCGCACAGGCGUGGACGCCCAGCGAAAACCAGCCGUAUGCGCGUGCCUUUUUCGCGGAUCAGUUUGAAACGGAAGCCAACUUUGACGCGCACUACCAGAACACAGGCCCCGAGAUCUGGCGCCAAACUGGCGGCAGGGUCGAUGCAUUCGUGUCGGGUGCAGGCACCGGCGGCACCCUCGCUGGCGUCUCUGCGUACCUGAAGGGCGUCGCGGACCCUGCCGCCGGACCGCCACCCCUUACGGUGGCCGCUGACCCCCUGGGCUCGGGCGUGUACAAUCGCAUACAUUUUGGCGUCAUGUACAAUGCGACCGAGGCCGAGGGCACACGCCGGCGUCAUCAGGUCGAUACUGUCGUGGAAGGCAUUGGUUUGAACCGGCUUACGCACAAUCUCGAGCUGGGGUUGGACUAUAUUGACACGGCCAUUCGGGUGACCGACGACGAGGCUGUGCGCAUGUCGCGGUGGCUGGCUGCUCAUGACGGCCUCUUUCUUGGCUCCUCGUCCGCCGUGCACUGUGUCGCAGCUGUUCGGACUGCCCUGCGCUUAAAAAAGCAGGCGCCGCACCCGGAAGACCGCCCCGUCGUGGUGACAAUCCUGGCAGACUCGGGUGCGCGGCAUCUGUCAAAAUUCCAGAACGACGCCAUUAUGGAAGCGCGGGGGCUCUCUGUGGUUGAUGAUAUAUCAGACAUUCUACAAGAAACGCAAGAGCUAGACCAGCAUCCGUCUUCGCUGUGA
Molecule: messenger RNA, 1374 nt
Organism: Malassezia sympodialis ATCC 42132
Lineage: Eukaryota; Fungi; Basidiomycota; Malasseziomycetes; Malasseziales; Malasseziaceae
Source: RefSeq, a predicted model, not a curated record